Messenger RNA from Durusdinium trenchii, 3153 nucleotides. NCBI's taxonomy places the organism in Eukaryota, Dinophyceae, Suessiales, Symbiodiniaceae. The record is from the annotation of a GenBank genome assembly.
AUGGAGACCUCCAUCCUGGCCGACCCCACGGCGCUAUGGAUCCUCGCGUUGGAUUUGGGCACGUUCUUGAUCCUGGCUUUCCAAUGUCUUCGAUGUAUUGGCUCCCACCGUUGGAAAAUCGUUUUGAGGGAAUGCGGUUCACAUGCCAGAGCCAUGAUGCGGAUCGCCUGGAGUCGAUUGCGGAAGCCUCAGGAUGCCGAGGGGCUGCAGGUCUCCGCGAAGUUCCAUGAAGCCUUGGUGAAUCUGAUGAAAACAGGCUGCCGCCUCAUGGCUUUAGCGCUUUUCCUGCGCCUCAUCGCCAUCCAGGGCCCUUUGCUCAUGCAGAAGGAGCACCAGCUACAGCCGUCGUUGGACAUCUCCAACAUGAUCUCCUAUCCUCUUUGUUGCCUCAUCGUCCUCUGCCCGAAGGUGUUGACACCAAGAACUUUGGACUCGUGGUAUUUGGUCAUGCAGACGCUCUGUGUCUUCCCACUGCUGUUCACUGAGCCACAGGAUGUGGUGAAUGUUUCGCUCAUCACGGCCUUCCCGCGGAUGUUGUGUGGCAUUGGGGCUCGCACGUGCUUUCUGCCGAUUCUGGGAAACCUUGUCAACUGCGGGGUGGCCAUUUAUCAAGCACAAGAGGACGCGGAUGGUGGCGGUGGUGCAGGCGGCCUAGCCCAAACCGCCGAGCUUUGCAUGGUCCUUUGUGGGAUUCUCUCUAUGCGUCAGGGUCUCUACGAGAAUGUGCUGAUGAACACUCGCUUAAAGAGUCGCAGCAUUGACUUGGAAGCCGUGAGCCAGCUCCUUUUAGGUUUUUGCGAUGCAGUGGUGGAGAUCGAUGGCUCUUUGAAGUUGACCGAGGACUCUCGACAGCUGAGCACUCUUCUCCUGCACAACCAGGGCGAGGGCAUGACUGGCGAGGGCCUCGCCGGGCGCGAUUUCCUGAGCUUCUUCUGCCAGGAGGAGCCGAGUUUUGGUUCUUCCAUGGCCCAGCUGCGCUUGGCGCUGCGUGCCUUCGAGCCAUGGAUCGCCCAUGCCGCUCGGAAGCCCAUGCCCAAGGGCCGCAGCCCCGUCGCGCCCGACCAGGCGCCGCCGCCACGUCGCGCGGCCGCGCCCGGGUGCGCCCGACGGCCGGGUGCUGGAGACACUGAGAAGAAGACCAAGGUUUUGUUUGGCUUGUUCUUUGGUGGUGUGAUUUGGGUCGCCAGCCACGCCCACUUCAUCCUCCUCCGCCACGGCCGUGCCAUGCGCGGCGACGAGGCCCAGGAGCUCUGGGGCGCGGUGCGCGACUCCGGCGUGAGGCGUUUGGGCGGCCGGGAGGUCUGUGAUUUCCUCCACGUCCUGGGCGCUUGCAGGACCUUCCAGGAGCACCGCGAGGUGGCGGAGGAGGUGGCGCGGAGUUUGCUCGCUGCCGAAGAGUUCGUAUUGGAGCUCAAACUGUGGCCUCAGACACUGCCAAUGGUUUGCCAAUACUUGGCAUGGCAUUUGGAGGAUCGCAGACUCCUCACCGAGUUUCUCUCGCAGGUCUUGGCGCCAUUUUGGGAGCAGUAUCCCUCUGCGGUGCAAGGAUCCUUGCUGCCACACCAUGCCAUGGCGGUGGCCAGCGCUUGUGCACGGAGCUAUCAAUUGCCUUUGCACAUCUUGGAGACGGUUCGAGACGCCAUUUGUCGUUGGGCCCAAACGAACCUGUCGUGCUUGGGCCCUCGGGGCUUGGCGUCCAUGGCCCUGGCGCUCUCGCGCCUGGGGCCGGGCCUGGGCGGCGAAGAGGCCAACGCACGGCUGCUCACUCAGCUGCUCGGCCGAGCGCAAGAGCUCCUAGAUGAAAGCCAUGGAACGAAACCGUUCUUCCGCGCCGAUUGGCUGGGGAUGUUCCUGAGCGCCUUGGCGCGGGCGCGCUGUCGUACGGAGUUGAAGACCCUCGAAGAGCUCUUGAAGGUGCACUUCAAGAGGCAGAUCUUGGCAGGCGAAGCUCAGAACCUGUCGCUCUGCGCGCACGCGGUGCUGAAGCUGGACCUGCUGCAGGUGGCUGGCAUUGCACCACUGGAGUUGCUAGCACCUGAGGUCAAGGAGCUGCGAGCGUCCAUGCGUGGAAGUUCGGGAGCGAGGUCCCUUUGCUUGCUGGCCCAUGCGUAUGGCAGUGCCCUGGUGCUGUUGCCGCGAAGGUCGACCUCACACCUGGCACAGGUCUAUGAUGAUCUCCUGCAGGAGCUCCUGGAGAUCUCGCCGAAGAUGAAGCUGAACAACAUCAAAGUCCGCUUUCAAAUGCUGACGGCCUUGCAAUGCUGGUGGCUGAGCCGCUGCUUUCCGAGCGCAGGACGUUCCGCUGGAGAGCAGGACCCGCUGCCGUCCGCGCCGGACUUGGCGUCCUUGCGAAGGGUCCGCCACGCUUUGGAGUGUGUGGCUGAUGAGCUACCGGGACCAGAGGAGUCCAUCGGCGAGCAAGAUCUCAUCAGCACCAAUGACCACGCUGAGGAGUCGCUCUCGGAGUCUGGGGGCCAGCACACCUUGGCGCUGCACGUGCGGAUGUUGGACUGUUUGGGAAGCAACUUGCAAGUGGAGAUCUUGCAUUGCCGUUUCGAGAAUGCCAAAGGCCAAAGCUGCUGCUUAGUUGGCAUUCGAGAGUUUCAGGAUGUGGGCCAUGCCGCUCUGGCGCCCUUGCCCUUCGAGCUCUCGGACGUCGACGGCCGCACCGGCGUGCUCCUGUUCGACGCCGAAAGCAUGGAGAUCAUCGAUGUGACGAACUUCGAGCGCUUCACGGAUCAGAACUUGCAAGGCACGAGCCUCCAACAGCUGCAAGCAGGUCCAGGUGGCAGCCUCGACGAGAUCUUGCUAGCGAUCCAAGACGCGGUGAACGACGCCUACGAGAAGGGGAAGGAGAAGGUGGGGCCGAUUGACUUGGAGGAGCUGGAACUGUUCUCGACACAUCUACGUGGGACCUUGACCCUACAGCAUGACUUAAUGCUGAAAACCUUGGUCGGGACCUUGAGCUUGGAACCCAAGUCCAAGCUCACACAGCAAAACGUCGCCAAGCUGGAAAAGUUCGCCCAAAAGAAACGCGAGAGCAAGCGAAAGAGGUCGAGAGGUUCCAAAGGAUCGCAGGGAUCCAGGAGCUCCGGCGAUUCGCAGCUCUCGGGAUCCAUUUUGGCCUUGCGGAAGAAGAACUGCUCCUUGUGA